Pangasianodon hypophthalmus (striped catfish) is the source of this 3340-nucleotide messenger RNA. RefSeq names its product leucine rich repeat (in FLII) interacting protein 2 (gene lrrfip2). Lineage: Eukaryota; Metazoa; Chordata; Actinopteri; Siluriformes; Pangasiidae. The record is from RefSeq and is a predicted model, not a curated record. Gene Ontology annotation, biological process: regulation of DNA-templated transcription. Bases 525 to 2786 code for a protein of 753 amino acids. The transcript has 28 exons.
CGCAUACGCGCGCACAAAAAUGCUCCUCACGCUUCAACUUACUUCCGGUACAGUGUAUCUGUCCCUGGCAUCGGGCGAGUAUCAGGGAGGGGAAGGAAGAGAAGUUUGCUGGUACAGGCAUGUUCUGAAACCACACAAAUAUCUGGGUGAUUGUCCUUCUCAAGAGGACAGAUAGGACACUCCGAAGACUUUGGAAGUUAAAAGAGCCAGUUUACUUCAGGAGUGUGACGUGACGGGCAGUGUCAGUUUCUGCUGUCUCACUGACUGUCUGUCUGUCUCUCUCUCCCCCAACACACACACAGAGCUUUGGAGCAUUUAGGCCAGUUGGAGCUAACGUUAGCGAGCCAGCUAACUAUUGCUAGCCUCUUUUGUGUGAUUGAGGCGACAUUUUGCUUUCAGACCAAUACUGGAUAGAUACAAACGUCUAAUUCAACUGGAGUGCCAGAAAAAGAUCUACAAAAUCAACAUAGAUCACCUUGGCCUUGAGCACCAGUCUGUGUGGAACUAGCAACACAGGAAACGACAUGGGUACACCAGGUUCAGGACGAAAACGUGCACCUAUCAAGGACCGAUUCUCUGCCGAGGAUGAGGCCUUAAGUAGCAUAGCGCGAGAGGCAGAGGCCAGACUUGCAGCAAAGCGAGCUGCCAGGGCGGAAGCACGUGACAUCAGAAUGAGAGAACUGGAGCGACAACAAAAAGAGUUCACUUACCACCACUCAUCUUCUAGUAAAAAGUGGGGACAUAUUCAGCAGUGGAUGGCUGACACAGAAAAGGCCCGCCAUGGCAAUCAAUCCAGAAGCCAGAGUCGCAGAAAGGGACUGGAAGAUGAUGCCGUGUCUGUCCACAGCAGUGGAAGUUACAGGUCUACUGCCUCAUCGCUGCGAGGCAACUCGCAUUACUCCAGCCUCAUGACCAGCCCUAGGAAAAAAAGCUUGGUGUUGGAUGGCAGUAGUUCCUCUUUGAAGAGCUCUCAUUCCACUAGCUCAGUGUAUAAUGACCUUCACAGGAAAUCUGCGUCCUUCAGGAAAAAACCUGACCUACUGACAGGAUUGUAUUAUGACCAAAGGAAAUACAGCAGUCUAAAGAGCUCCAAACCCCCCCCUCCUAUCUCCUCCAGUGUCUCUACCCAUCAGCCCCGGGCUUCCAGCACUACCUCCACAGGGCUGAUGCGUAGCUUCAGCAUGGCCUCAAUAUGUGAUGCUGGUCUCUAUGGGCCAUAUGGUUCCAGAGCUACAUCUGAAUGCAGCUGGUGCUCUUCUGGUGCUAGCUCCACCCGCAGUAGUCCAGUGUCCUCUUCUGAUGACGAUUCUGCCAGCACUACAUCUCAGGAUCACAUCAAACAUGGAAGGAGGGAUAGUGUGUCAUCUGAACUUUCUGACAUGAGUGAGACUGCCGCUGACUAUUUCAGCCGUUCAAACCGCAGAGGUAGUAUUGUUUCUGAUCUAGAUGAUCUGAGCAUCCCAGAUCUGGACAUUUUGGACGAAAAAAGUGACAAGCAGUACUCAGAUUCCUUCAGUCGGCCAUCAUCUCGAUGUGCCACUCCAGGCCUCUCUGCUGCCACAUUGGCCUCUCUUGGUGGUACUUCAUCCAGACGAGGCAGCGGGGACAUGUCCAGUAUUGUCAUCGAACCAGAUGCCUCUCUCAGUGAUCUGAGGGACAUCUAUGAUCUAAAGGACCAGAUUCAGGAUGUAGAGGGGCGAUAUAUGCAGGGUCUUAAAGAGCUGAAGGAAUCUCUGUCUGAAGUGGAAGAGAAGUAUAAGAAGGCCAUGGUAUCUAACGCACAACUUGACAACGACAAGGCAAACCUCAUCUACCAGGUGGACACACUCAAGGACGUCAUUGAGGAACUGGAAGAGCAGAUGUCAGAGCUAAUCAGGGAAACAGAGGAGAAGUCAAAGGAAUUAGAGAGGCAAAAGCAUACAUGUUCAGUCCUGCUGCAUAAACAAGAGGAAUUAAAAGAGGGAAUCCGUCAGCGAGAUGAACUUAUUGAGGCAAACCAGAACAUUCAAUUCAAGGUAGAUACACUCACAAAGGAGGUGUUUGACCUACAGGAAACUGUUAACUGGAAGGACAAAAAGAUUGCGGCCUUAGAGAGGCAGAAAGAGUACUUUGAUUGCAUUAGGAAUGAGAGGGAUGAGCUCAGAGAUGAGCUGGCUGACCUCAAGGGGAAAUCCAAAACAGUAGAGAAACAUGGGCUGGUUAUCAUUCCUGAGGGCACACCCAAUGGGGAUGUCAGUCAUGAAUCCCCAACCUCAGUGAUCACUCUUGUCACCCAGGAAGCUGCUCAAAUGCUGGAGUCAGCUGGAGAUGGACCUCUGGAUAUUCGACUACGAAAGCUUGCUGAGGAAAAAGACGAACUCUUGUCACAAAUCAGGAAACUAAAAACGCAGCUACAGGAGGAGAGACAGAAACAUUCUAAGAUGGAAAGUGUUUACUCAGAUGGAGAACGUCUAGAAAACGGCACUGACUUGAACUUAAUUGAAAUGCAGAGAGAUGCCAACCGACAAAUUAGUGAAUAUAAAUUCAAGCUUUCAAAGGCAGAGCAAGAAAUGGGUACAAUGGAACAAAAUAUAAACAGACUUGAAGGACAGGUGUUAAGAUACAAAGCAGCAGCUGAUAACGCUGAGAAAACUGAAGAUGAACUAAAGGCUGAGAAAAGAAAACUUCAGAGGGAGCUGCGUGGUGCUCUGGACAAAAUAGAGGAAAUGGAGAUGACCAACAACCACUUGGUCAAGCGACUGGAGAAGAUGAAAGCAAAUCGCAAUGCUCUCCUCACUCAGCAGUGAUAAGAUUAGCCUUGGACACUUUGCAUUUUAAACAGCCCUUAAAUAUCUCAGAUUUUUCUGCCACACACUGCAAAGAAACACUUGGUAGCAACAGGAAGUACUUUAUAUUUUUUUUCACUAAAGAUAAAGUUUGAUGCACACCUCAGUUUGCCCAGAAGGGAGUAAGUAUGGUUAAUUGUUUUUUUUUUUUUCUUCUUUUGUUCAACCCAAGGGCUUUUUUUGCUGGUAUUAUGUGUUGUAUUUUGAAAGCUUUGUAUAUCAUGGCUUUCACCUGGGUUAUAUUGUGUGGAUUGGGUGCUUGAUUCCUCUUAAUGUCUCCUGCUUCAGUAAUAGGCCGCAUGAAUGAGUGUAAAAGUGUAUUUUAAGUUACUUUCACACAACUGCACACAUUGAUAAAUGUUUGCAACAAUGUGCCUUUGUUCACAUGGGAACUGAGGGUUUGCAUUAUAAAGAAAAGAAAUUAUUUAAUAUAGGGAUUCAGUCUAAUGUGAUAGUAUAAACCAGUUCUCUACAAUGAGGUUUCAAAAAUAUUUAAAAUAAAACAGUAAAUUGGA